Messenger RNA from Tarenaya hassleriana, 499 nucleotides. RefSeq lists its product as uncharacterized. NCBI's taxonomy places the organism in Eukaryota, Viridiplantae, Streptophyta, Magnoliopsida, Brassicales, Cleomaceae. The coding region runs from base 54 to 365 and encodes 103 amino acids. The record is from RefSeq and is a predicted model, not a curated record. The transcript has a single exon.
UCAAUCUUCAUCGUCAAUAACGCAAACCAGCCUAACCAAGAAGAAGAAACCCAAUGGCCAUCGGAGGAGGAGAAGAAGACUGGAGGAAGAACGCCGACACGCACAAGAUGAGUCCGGAGAACGUGAAAGCGGCAGGGGUCGAGUCCUCGAAACGGCCACCUGGUCACAACCCAGGCGGCGUCCUCCACCAGCGACGCAAGCUUCCGUACAGCUACACCACCAUGGGCAUCGCCGGUCUUCUCAUCUCCGGCGCCGUCAUGUACGCCGCCAUCUACGUCAGGAAGAAACCCGAAGCCACCGCCGUGGAUGUCGCCAAGGCCACCACCGGUCUCGGACGGCCCGAGGACACCCACCCCAGGAAGUAAACAAGAUCUCAUCUGCUGAUGUCACCGUCAGACAAAUAUAUUUCUUUUUCUUUUUUGUUUUUAUUUUUCUUACAAAAGGAUGAAUGUAAAUCUGGAAUAUUAUGGAUGUUGAAGGGAAUCUGAACUGGAAAACA